This is a messenger RNA of Paramuricea clavata, 5825 nucleotides long. NCBI's taxonomy places the organism in Eukaryota, Metazoa, Cnidaria, Anthozoa, Malacalcyonacea, Plexauridae. The record is from the annotation of a GenBank genome assembly.
UAUCAUUACAUAUUUAAAUGACGAACAUUACUGUUUCCAUGCUAUAUUGUUUGUUAAUGUCUUUUGCGUGAUUUAUUUGGACUGUAUCGGAAAGGCACUCAAAAUAUACAAAGAUCCAGUGAUAUUCAGUCAGAUUCGGUUCUUCAAGACAAGGUGGUGGCGUACGUGUGAUAGAACUAGAACUUGGUCGUACUACCCUAUAGCGAACGUAUUUUGGAGAUCAAUGUUGUUCAAAGAUUAAUCAAUGGCAUCAGAAAACCAGGCAUCUCAGUCAAAACCACGUUCAAUGUUGCCUCGUACACUGGUAGUUGUCCUGAAUCCUAUAUCCGAUGUUCCGACAACGAAACUACGUCGUUUUAGUAGUAGGAGAUUUGAGAAAGUGUUUGAAAACUUCAGGCAAUGCAAUAAACAAAGUAUUAGUGUACAAUUACAAGAUGCUGUUGAUGAUAUACAGUUUGUUGGAUGGAUUUCGCCAUUUACUUUGUUGAUUCAUGGUUCAACGGAAGAUAUGGACGCGAUAGAAAAUGCUUGGGUAGGGAGGAUGUUGAAACCUCCGUCUGGGUUUCUUAUCAAAGAAUUUGGUAAGUUAGGAGGAUAUUUAUUUCAUUUUCAAAAAUAUGAAGAUAUGUGUAUAUAUAAUAAAUAGAACUGUUUGGCUAAUCCUUGUAUAAAUUUCGGAGAGACAUGCAGUAAACACCGACAAGAGGGAUCAAAAUGGCUGGAUCAACGUAAAGGAUUAAUAUAAAUACUCUGAUGCAUGACGUCCUGCUGCGUAUACAAUUGAGUUACCGGGCUUCGAGGUGCAGUUACCUGUCAACGCACGCUUUCAUCUUUCCAUCGAUUUAACUUUGUAUAGAUGUUUGCAAGGCUGUCAAAAAUUGAUCUGCACAUACUUUCUGUUUGUAGAACACACAAAGUCAGUCAACAUGCUAUUUUCUACAAAUAGAAAAUAAAUAUAGUCAAAAUAGACGCAGAAUACGUCUUUUCGGGGUUCGCGACACAAUCUUAGGAAGCGCAUGGGCAAGCACAAUAGACUAACAAUACCAUUACCCUGGGGACAACUAUUCCCAUUGGGACGAGGUAGUAUUUUUACCAAUGUGCUUGUGCCACUGAGGUGCAACAUGGUGUAACUCUUAAAAGGCGCAUUAAAAAAAGUUGAAAUUUUCACCGCAGAUUUACCGGUUUAAUCGAAACAUCGACUUCGCCAAAUCUUGGGAGAGGUACGACGCCGAAUAUUUUUUCAUCCAUUUUGCAAAUGAUUUAAUGUUUUCACCUCUUCAGUUUCAAGUAGCCGACAAACGUCCAAGCGACAUAUGAAACAAUUCUGAAGUACUUUUUUAUUUUUUGGCAUGGAAACAUAACAUAGGAAGAUUGGACUAAAAAUAUUCCUGGCACCAUUUGCUUCCCCGCGAUGCUAUACAACCUCUUAUUAUACUAAUUAUAGCAUGUAAUUAUAAACCGGCAUCCCAAAGCAGCGGUCAAACGAGAAUGGGAGCGAAAAUUUACACGAGAGUUAAGAGUUUUCUCAACUCUCAUGCCCUGCGGGUCAAACGAGUAUACAAGAGUCGCAUGAGAGCUGACUGGAUACUCGACGAAAACUCUCAUCAACUGACGCCGUCAAAAUUUGAACCAGCUCAAAGUUAAUGAGAGUGCACGAGAAUCGAUAAGACGCGAGCGAGAGUUGCAAGUCUCAGUCUCUCAUCAACUCUUAUCAGAUAAGACUUGAUGAGAGACUGAGAUAAUCAACUCGGCCAUCUUCGUUUCACCGGAGCUCUAAUUUAAUUUCUACUACGUCACCUCGCUGCAUGUGCAUUACAGAAUAAAUUACAUCUUUUAUGUGAUAGGUACAGUGAUUGCACAAUCGCUGUUUCGAACUUUCAUGUGCUCAGAGAUAUUCGCUUCCUUAAUAGAUUAAUAAGCAUCAUUAUUCAUUAACAAGCCAUUAGGUACAUUUUUACUUUUACUACCUCCGUUGACGUCAAAGCUUGUGGGCGAUCUGUAAGGCAGAACUAUAAGCACAGUUUAAUUUAAAGAGAUAAACUUGCGAUACUUAAUUUAAACUUGCCUUUCACCUCUAAGGUCGCAGGUUCAAGUCUUAGUGAGUUUCUGGACGAGACUCGAACCCAGUCCUCAUGUGAAAAGAGUAAAAGUCAACGCUCUGCCGAAAGUCGUUGGGUUUUCUCCGGGUACUCCAGUGGAAUUCCUCCCACAGAGAAAGUUGACAGGGUGGGUUAGGUAAAAGGGCCCACAGUGAGUCAUUGGCAUAUGCUGUUGUGAUGACUCUGCCCUAGUUGGCAAAGCUAAAUAAAUAAAUAAAGAUUUUAGCCAGUUUCACUGCAGAUGAUACCUCGCUAUGUUAAGGUUAUGUUAAACCAAAGGCCCUAACCCAUUUUUAAACAGCGAGGCAUAAAUCUAUAACCUUAAUAUUAAUUAGACUACAGUCUCCGACAAAAUAUUUUUAAUUAAAGCCGGGAUUUGUAGCUGGAAAUUUCGAGUGGAAUUUUUAUACAUUUAUUAGACCUACCCAGGAGCAGUUGCGAAAAAUGCAACUAGUAUCAGCCCUCUGGCAGGAAUCGAACCUGCGGGCCUGCGAUUCCGGUGCAGCGGUCUAACCAGCUGAGCUACAGAGAGACAGUUGUCGAGCUCUAACCAGAAGUUCAUGUUAUUAAGGUGAUGCCAGUGUACGAUGUAUGAGUAUAUAUCAGGAUUUGGGCAUCUCAAUCGAUAUAAUAUGCGACACCUCAGGAUUUCGUUUGCCUGAUCCUAUUCAAUGCCUUGGUAUAACUCAAUAUAUAUGAUAUUUUGGUUAAUAUAAAUCAUUUUCACUAUCGGUCCACCUGAUGAUGUAUCCUUUUAACCAACAUUGAGUAAGGGGAACAGGGCUAACAACAUAUGUGUACAUGUCACUCACAACAGCUUUUGUCUUGAGAACAGCUAGAGACUGAAAAUUGCUACUCGCCGCCGAAUCACACUAUGUACAGGGGCGUAAUUUGGGUCUAUACAUUAGGGGUUAUGUUUUGCUCGAUGUAAGAGGGUGUGGUCAGAAAAUAGCGUAAAGAUGCAGGGAGAAAUUCAAGAGGUAGCGUCGGAUGCACCAUCCUCGUCGGAUGCACCAUCCUCGUCCUCAGGCCUGCGCGCUAGGCCUUUCCCGAUUGCGCUGGUAAAAUCCUAAAAAAGUGCUGGCAAAAAUGGCUAAAAAGUGCUCAAAAAGUGCUCAAAAUCUCAAAAUAGUGCUCAAAAAGUGCUAAAAUUGUGAACAGUUACCUCUAAGAUUUUCGUAAAUUUUUUAAAAUCAGCAUUUUUUAAAAUCUGUUUCCACGUCCUUCUCCAUAUAUGGAACAAACUUCCGUAUAUGGAGUUGUUUACGACAAAAAAAAAGAGAACUCGAAAAAGUCAGCGUUCUAAUUUUUUAACUGUAAUGUCAUAUGCAGCUGUACGGCUUUUCUUUUGGAGUUAUACCUAAAUUAUAUAUAAAAUAAUAGUAUAAUACCCGUCAAUUUUUAAACCUUACUCCGAACUGUAUGUUUAGUUAAUCGAAGUACGAAUCGAAUUCUAUAAUCGCUAACUUUUUGUUGCUCAAAAUUCGCUCGAAAUGUGAAAUAUUGCUCAAAUGUUGCCCAAAGUGCGAAAAAGUGCUCAACGUUGCUCAACAUGCAAAAUGGUGCUCCAAACAAAAAAAAGUGCUCAAAAAGUGCUCAGCGCAAUCGGGAAAGGCCUACUGCGCGCGGGCCUGGGGACGAUGAUGCGCCGACACACCUAUCGAGUGCUAAAGGCGCGAGAGCCCUAGAGAGCCCUAUGCUUUCUCAGAAAAUGUUGAAAAUGUUUGUAAAUUUGCCAUUUGCAAACAAAAUUGCCGUUUUCAAACAUUAGGUGCUGUCACGCCCCUUAAGCCCGGCCCCUCAGGAUUUACGCUCCUAAUUAUGUACGUAGCAUUAAUAUACAAUUUUUUAGAAAGUGAGUAAUGGAAAUGAAAAACCAUUCAUGUAUAUUACAUGUUAUCAUUUUAUAGGAGAAAUCUCCCAGUUGGAGAUGAAGCAAAUAUCACAGUCACAGUUUAUAUCUAUUUCCGACACAUUGUGUGAGAUAGUGAAGGGAUUGAACGAAAGUCAAAUUGCGGCUACAUUUGAAAGUGUUGUAAGUAGACUCUGCAGUAGUUUUGACAGUGUUGUUAUACCACCAAUGGCAGCCAUUAAAAAUUGUUUAGAUCUUCUCAUUGGAGAACAAAGACUUGACUUUAUUAAUGGUGCAUAUUAUUUCAAGAGUACAGUAGCUUCAAAACCACGAGAAAAGUUAACCACGUCCCCUCACAUACUGAAAACGGAAAUACAAGGACCCAGCCGGCAUGUUCUGUUGUCUAAAAAGGCCGUAACGGAAGUUAAAAGUUAUAUGAAAAGAGGAAAAUUGAAUGGAUAUGAGCGUUUGGAAUCUGAGAAAGUAAAGGAGAGAACAAAAAUAGCCAAGUUGGACAAUACAGGAAAUUAUGAAGCAGAACGUCAGAAAGGACACGAGUUGAAUAAAAAUGAGCAAAGUCUUGAAACGAAAACCAACAGAAAAGGUAAAAAGAAUAACGUGGUAAAAUCAAGUAGUUUAAAAGUCCGCAAGCCAAAUCACUGUAUUCCUCGUAGGCAAUUUCCAUAUGAGGAAUUACAUUCACAUGCGAAACAAAAAGAACUUGAAGAUAAAAAGCAAACUAAUAAACGUAAUUUUUUUCUUGGGAAACUUUCACGACUUUUCAAAAUGGAGGAUAAUAAUUUGGCGAGCAAUGAUGAAAACGACAACGAUUCAGACCACGGAUGGGAGAAGAUUGUGACUGACGCACAAGUGAAAUUGCUUUCAAACCAAGUGGAAACGCAGCAAAAACGUGUACUGGAUCAGAGCUGGGAGAAACAUAAUGGAAGGAAGAAACCCAAGAGAAUCAAGGAAAGAAAUGUUGUUAGCACUAAACAAAUUGACACGACAAGACAUGGAGGAAAUUUGUCAAGGAACAAGAAUGUUCAACGUCGUAGAACAGUGUAUAAUCAACAAUGUCCAUCACGGGCGAGUAGUACCAACGCAAGCUCACAUUCAAGAUCUUCUGAUCGGGGAAACACAAGAAAUAAAAGCAUAGAACAAAAAACAGAAUGGAAAUCUUCUCUGACGAGAGAACGGGAAGAUUCAGCUAAACAAUAUUCCUUAUCUUCUGAUUCCGAGUCAAGUUGUUCUAAUCUGAACAAUUCAGAUAAUUCAUUAAGCUCAGAGAGCAGUGUUGAAUUAGCCAGGAAAUCAUUUCAUUAUUCCGAAGAAGAUACAACCAAUGUUGAAUCGUGGCAAGCAAGCCGGGAAGAUGGUGCUUCCAAUUUUUGUUCAACUCAAGCAAUCUGCGGUGACCUGGAACUCAGUACUCUCUCAUUAAAUCCAACCAGGAAAAUAGCAUCAUCAUCGUCAUCAUCAGACACGUCAAGUAUAGAGCAUGUUGAAAAACAUUCAAUUAUUCCUGGGGUGAACUACAAUGGAGUUUUAGAUCAGCAAAAUAACUUACGCAGUCGUAAUCUUGUCCAACUAAUUGGAAUUUUGUAAAGAUUUUCCGUUUCAAUGAAUGUGUAAUAACGUACUUAACUGCGGUUUCCUAUCUUAUGUAUAGGAUAAACACCGAGGAGGGAUUUAUGUCAGAUAAUGACCCGAGGGCGCGCAGCGUCCGGACUCCCAGGGCAUAUUAUCUGACAUUAAAUACUCAUUAAAAAUGCAUAAACCUUGUGGCAAAUCAUGUCAGCCAUAAUAUGUCACGUGGAGUGACUUUAUAUCUGAUAAAACUCAUCUUCAUUAGUAUUCUUUACAUAAUUGUUCAU